Messenger RNA from Papaver somniferum (opium poppy), 1029 nucleotides. RefSeq lists its product as uncharacterized. The transcript is spliced from 4 exons. NCBI's taxonomy places the organism in Eukaryota, Viridiplantae, Streptophyta, Magnoliopsida, Ranunculales, Papaveraceae. Bases 45 to 563 code for a protein of 172 amino acids. The record is from RefSeq and is a predicted model, not a curated record.
AAGUGUUACCAGAUGAUUAUAAUCCGGAUGGACUGGAUACUGUCAUGGCUUUCAGGUUGGAAAGAGGUGUGGUUCUUCUUGGAGACUAUCGAUAUAUAAGAAGACGUUAUGAAAUUGUGUAUGGUGUUCUUGGAACACUAGAGAACACACACAAAAUCCUCUCAUAUCUAGACUCAUUUGAAAACCCGAUGACCGUACAAGAGUGUGCAUUUAUAGCCCAAGAUUACAUCCAAAGACUAAAAAUUUCAAGACUGGACGAUGCCACGGUCUAUGUGGGUGGCUGCCUUGAAGAUGGAACUGGUCAUUUAUUACGGGUGAACAAAGCAGGUGCCGAAGAAGUACCCAAGUAUGGGUCCAGCUGUGACACUUACUAUGUGGAUCUUGCAGCCAAGACAUUUGAGCCGACUUGGAUAGUUGAAGAGGUAGAAAACUUGGGCCUCGAGGUACUCAAGUUAAUGAGAAUUUAUACAAAAUCCACUGCCCUGCCUGCAUAUCUUGCACGUGUAGCUGUAGCUGCUGGCAACAAUGAAUAUAUGAUAUGGAAGUUUUGUUCCAGUUCCUGAAUAUCAUUAUAGUUUGUUACAGCAGAGAGGGUUCAAUCGGAGGAAAUUAGGUUUUGAAGAGUGUGGAUUGUUUAUUGUCGAUUGAGUUGGAAAACGGGAUUUUUAAAAUGGGGAUUGAUUGAAUUCUAUUUAGAUUUGGGUUUUGCUUGAUUGUUAAUUGGUUAAUGAGGAUUUGAAAUUAGGUAUGAAUAUGUGAAAUUAGGGAUGGGUUUUAUCUGGAAAUCAUUUACUUGAUUGUGGUGGUGAUGGUAGUGGUGAGUGUUGUUGGUUGUAGUGGAAGAGAUGAAUGUAAAUUGUUUUGGUGAAGAUUUCUUGCUGGUGUAGUUGGAGCUCUACGAAGCAAUCAGUAUUAUCACCUUGAGAAGGUUUGCAACAGUCAUACGAAAUUUCUGUCGACAGGGUGUUUUGAGAGAACAGGUCGUAUGGGAAACUUGAAAAAAUAUAUGGCUGUUAUCGUGAAAAAGAG